This is a messenger RNA of Malaclemys terrapin pileata, 6004 nucleotides long. It is a transcript of the gene ST3GAL6, whose product is annotated as ST3 beta-galactoside alpha-2,3-sialyltransferase 6. The transcript has 12 exons. The record is from RefSeq and is a predicted model, not a curated record. Bases 686 to 1693 code for a protein of 335 amino acids. Gene Ontology annotation, biological process: glycolipid biosynthetic process. Gene Ontology annotation, molecular function: beta-galactoside alpha-2,3-sialyltransferase activity. Lineage: Eukaryota; Metazoa; Chordata; Testudines; Emydidae.
UUUCUGUUCAAAGCCCUGGGAACCCACGCUGAGACCCCUUCCCUCCACGCCUGUCUCGUCGGCUCCCAGCUGGGCUCUAGCGAACGGCUUCUGUGGGUGUCCGGCCAGUGUAGCGGGGGAAGGGUCCCCUGGCUUGUCUGCGUUCUACCUAACGGGAGACGCGCUCCGAGAAAGCAGCUGUCGCUGCAACAUCUGGCAGAAGGCGGGGCCUGCCUCUGGCCACGCUCCCCGGGCUCCUGGACGUCGUCUGCUGCUUUCGGGGCACUUGGAAGCAGCUCAGCCCGAGCCAGCCAGCAGCGCCCUCCCACCGCCAGCCCCCAGCAUGCCGGGGGCGGCGUUCCCGGGCUAACCCCCCUCCCACGCGCUUGUUUGCUCCGCAGGCUGGCCCGCGCGGGCUGGGGGCAGUGAGAGGGAGCGGAGUCCCGCAGCCAGGCAGGCACAAUGUUCCAUGGAUAUGAAGGGAGAGACCCUGAAGGCCACAGCAGCUGCAGAUAAAACACUACACAUGUAUCAUGUGCAGUCCCUGUCAUGAACUGAUGGGAGUUAGUGGACGGCUGUGACAUUGUUAAGAAGGCCUAAGAAGCCAAUUGCAACAUGCCUUUGGAUAUUCCAUUGAUCAAAGCCUGACUUUAAUAAAAUGUGAUGGGGGAAAAGAAAAAGGCAGUAUCAAUUAAAAGUUAGCAGUAUGACAGGUCUGCCAGUCAUGAAACGGAUUCUGCUGGUGGUUUUACUGGCUGCUGCUGCGAUGUAUGUUAUACUUCACUGCAAUCUGUGGAAGACAAAUGUCUAUUUACUGCCGCCUACGGCUACACAAAGAAAAUCUGGACUAGAAAAUUGUUCAUUGGACCCACCAUUUGAGUCUUUAUGGAAUGGUCAGAAAAUAUAUCCAUUCCUAUGUGUUAAUGACUUCAUGAAACUAGCACUGUCCAAUGGAAAUGAUAAGCUUGAGUUACCUUAUGGAAUAAAGAGAGCAGAGAGUUAUUUUCGCCUAGCCCUUUCAAGACUGCAUAACUGCAGACUAUUCAAUGAAGAUAAUGGUGUGAUCUGUAGAAGGUGUGUUGUUGUUGGUAAUGGAGGAGUUCUUCGAAACAAGACACUAGGGGAGAAAAUUGACUCCUACGAUGUGGUAAUAAGAAUGAAUAAUGGUCCUGUCAGAGGGUACGAAGAGGAUGUUGGGAAGAGGACAACUUUCCGACUUUUUUAUCCAGAGUCUGUUUUUUCAGAUCCGAUUCACUAUGAUCCUGACACUACUGUAGUUCUUCUUGUCUUCAAACCACAUGACUUAAAGUGGCUCUGGAACAUAUUGAAUGGUCAUAAAAUAAACACUAAUGGUUUCUGGAAGAAACCCGCCUUGAAAAUGAUCUAUAAAGUUAACCAAAUCAGGAUACUCGAUCCUAUCAUUAUCAGAAAAACAGCACAUGAAUGGCUUCAGUUCCCAACAAAAUUUCCCAGAAAAGAAAAACCCAAACAUCCUACAACAGGGCUAAUUGCCAUCACACUGGCAUUUCACAUAUGCAAUGAAGUUCACGUGGCAGGCUUUAAGUACAACUUCGCUGACCGAAACAGUUCUUUGCACUAUUAUGGCAAUGAGACCAUGUCUGAGAUGAUUGAGAAUGGAUACCACAACAUCAUUGCUGAGCAAAAGUUUUUGAAGUCGCUUAUAGAUAAGCAGUUUGUGGUCAGCUUGACAUGAGACUGAAUAGACAAUGGAAGAGUGAUCGCUGUUUUCAACAAGAUAGAUUUUAUUUUUUGUACUGUAUUUUUAUUUUUUAAAUGCCACAUCAGUUACAGAAAUAUUUAAAAGAAGCACAGAUGCCUCACAAAGGUGGUGGUAGCGGAGUUCCACUGUCUAAGACUGAUGAUGAUUGUCGCUAUCUCGGAGCACACAACUAGAGUGAACUGAUUUCUGUGAAUCUAUUUAAUUAUGAAAAAAUACAACCUUCAGCUAAAAAAUAUCAGGGAUAUAUAAAAAUAUGAUGCACACCAUUUAUUUAACAAUAAGAACAUUUUUCAGCAACUUAUUUCUUUUCCGUAUCUUCCUUUCCUGUUGCCCAGAGACUUGGAAGGCUAUGAGAUAAUUGAUAAAAGGAUACAAAGUCUUUCACCUCUCUGUUCUGGUUUGAAAACAAUUUGGGAUAAGUGUAUCUGCAAAUCAUUACUAUCUGAAGGGUGUCUAGUAGCUGUACAGUAUAUAAAGUGCAUUUUUAGUCUCAGUCCACCUGGGCAGAUAUCCAUUCAUAGAAAAUCACCUUCAUAAUUCACACAGGCUGGUGUUUUCUUGUUGUCUGUCUCAACAAAGAGGCCUCAGACUGAACUGCCCAUGGACUCUUGGAUGUAGCAUGUGUACACUUGGGUUGGAGACCCACUGGUAUAACAGUGUGGGGAAGUCUGGAUUGAUGCUGCUCGUGCUGUAUCUAAUUUAUGGAUACAUUUGUUCUCAGUGCUGUCAGUCUGAUUUAUUUCACAAGCACCUGAAUUCAUUUUUAAGAGGUAAGCAUGAUCUCCUUUAAACUGUGGAAUUAUAGAAGAGUUUUAAAUAUUUGAGUUGUGUUGGCACCACUGUGCAGUAUUGACCACUUUAAGAUGCAUUCGCAACCAGAACUCCCCAAUGAAUAUGAACUAGAAUCUUGAGUUUGUACAUUAAAAUUUCUUUCAAACAAAAUGUCUUUGAUGCAUAGAUUUUCCCCCCCCCCCCAAACACACACAUUCCAGAGGCCUUGACACUUCUUAUUCUCCCAAAGAUGAAGAUGUAUUUUCCAAAACAGCACAGUUCCCCUCAGCACAGUUCCCCUCACCAUAACAGGUAACUGUGAAGGGUUUCAAGAGCACCAACAGAUUAUCACAUGUACCAAUUAUCUUCUAUAUUGUGAGCAAGGCAGCAUCUGAGACACACAUUGACCAAUUCUGGGAGUUACAAUUUUGUUUUUAUCUGGCAAUUCCUUUGUCCUCCUUUCCUUUUCUUUUUUCCUGUUCUCUUGAGUUUUAGGCAGAGAGAGAGAGCGAGAGUGUGUGUGUGUGUGUGUGUGUGUGUGUGUGAGAGAGAGAGAGAGAGUAACAGUUUCAAAAGCACCUAAAUGAUUUAGGAGACUAAACCCUGUUUUCAAAAGUGAUUUGGGUACUUUGGAGCCUAAAUCCAAACUCCUAAGUGCCUACGUCAUUCUGAAAAUGGGGCCUAGACCUCUAAGUCACUUAGAGUCUUUUGAAUUUUUUUACUCAGGAUCUUUAACUAUAAGAGAUUUGGUGGGAUGGUCAUAUAUUGUGAAUCAGUUGUCUCAGAGAAGUCCAUGGUAGCUCUAAGUGAAAUCUGCUUGAGAAUGUCAUCAGGAGCUAUGAAGGUCUAAGUGGCAACGUAAAAUUCCAUUCUAAUAAUCCUAUAAGGUACAUUAGUCAUGAAAGGUAUGUUUUAAAACUCUGGUCAAUUGAUCAAUCUUCUAGGAAUCAGAAAAUCACAAAGAAGUAUGCUUCAAAAGAAUUUUGAAAGUGGAUAAAAUAAUCCAGUAUUCCACAGCAGUAUAUAUUAAUUUGAACAGAGAUUAAUCUAACAAACUAGGACCGCAGGAUUGUGUUCUUCAGAAAUGAGGGCAUGAAGCAAAAGACUGAAUCUUGCUAUAGAGUAUUGACCACAAUUUCCUAGCAUCAUAAAUGUAAAAGUAAACAAAUACCUGGUUUAGAUUAGAGUGAAGUGGUCAAAGAUUUUCUAUUACCCAUUUUCCAUUUCUGUCUGUCAGAAUUGUUACAAUUAUUAAAAAAAAAAAAAGUCUCAGCCUCUCUCUCUUUUUUUUUUUGAAGCUGCUUGGUUCUAAUGAGUGCCUUUUUAAAAUCCCUGAUGGUCUCAGAUUAAGCUUGUUGGAUUAGUCAGGUUUAGGCUCUAGUGAGGCCACAUCAUGCUACAUUUUGUAAGGACAUGAUGAUUUUGAGUAAUUCCAAAUGUCUUUAGAAGGUGAUAUUGAGGCUCUUGCUCCGUUAAUCAUGUUUCCACUAUUUUGCUCGUCUCCACACUGCCAUCAGUUUUAGGCCCUUACACAAAUUGAUACAUUGUUUUUCACAAGACCUCUUGAAACCGGCUAGCAUUUAUUUCAAUUCAUUUAAAAGGCUUGUCUGUGUGGGGAAAAAACCAUGAGGAAGUUGCAUCAGAACUACAGUCAUUAUUAUUUUGUGUCUAGUGCUGUUGAGAGAGGUUUUUAUGUAAUUACUACAUGUGCGGCUUUCAAAAAGCACUCAGCAUCAGCGUUGGCCUAACUCUGCUGCCCUUGAAGACACUGGUAAAACUCCCACUUCAGUGGAAGGAGAGUUAGGCCAAAAGUGAAAAUUCUACCUUACCAAACUAGGAACGUGGCAGCCUCAUGCUGGUACAACUACAUGAGGUCUCUGAAGUAUCUGUAUAGAACCUGUUACAUUCUGGCAGAAUGUAGGCAGUAAAGACUUGCACCAAAGUGUCCAACUGUAUCCAAGUGUCAACGUUUAGUAUGACAGUAUUACAGGAUCGUUUUCCAAAAUUAGCUAUAUAAUUUUCCCCCUCCUUUUGAGAGUAUCUUGAUAUUUAUCUUUGUCAUUUCUCUUUCCUUUCCUCUCCACCUUCUUCCUCAUUGAAGAAGGGAUGUAGCAACACACAGCUUUGGAGAAGUGAUUAGUUCCUCAUCUAUACUUGUUCUCCAAAUUGGUAUCGUCCAUAAAUCUACUCUCAUCCACCUACAUCUUUUCUUAAGUUCCUGUCAUAAGGUUUUUUGUUUGUUUGGAGCCAUAGUAAAGAGUUAUGGGAAGCCAAAAGAGCUGUCAAUUGGGGUUUGUGACAGUUUCGUUAUUCACCUAAACUAUACACACAUCGCCAAAUGGUGACAACCGGGAAGGGAGAGAUGGUUGUGAGGGAAUGCAAAGAGAACAAAGUUAAGCUUUCAAAGCACCCCAAUACAUGCUCUGACCGCUACAUACAUAGAGCAGAGGGUACUGUCUUCAAAAAGCAUCAUUUAUGGGUAAGUAAUUUUAUCUUUGAUACUAAGCAGUGAAAUAAUUAUUACAACAAUUUUUUUGGUAGCAUAAUGCAGGCUUUAUAGAAUUCUGUAUACAUUGGACCUGUUUUUCCACUGCCAGGUACCCUGUGUAGUCAUUUACACCCAGGGAAUACUGAUACAACGUGAUUUCAAAUCAGAAUAGUAGCAUUUUGCACCCAUGUUGCACAGGUGUAAACACACAAGGUGCUAGGUAGUGGAGAAUCAGAAUCAGGGUGUCGGUUUUAAAUAUAGCACUCAUUUUUAAGGUCAUCCUGUGCCACUGUUAUUCCAACUUGCCUUGAGAGUUUUCAUUUUAAAAAUAAAUUGAGCAACCUAGAGCAGGAUCUUUUUCUAAGAUUUGCUUUCAUUCUCCUUUGGUCUAGAGGGUACAGAAUCUACAAUGGGCCACUCUAUUGAAAGCUGCUUUUUAAUUUGAUAUCUGCAGCAGCACAAGUUGAAGUCUUCAGUGUACAAAUUCCAGGGUACUGCAAGCUGUACUUCCAUGUACAGUGCCAGCAUAACGGUGCCGAAUAUUAAUAAAUUUCUUUCCCUUUUCCUUCUGUCAGCUGCAAUAGUCCAUUUGCUUUAAGGCCCCAGUCAAAACACCACUGAAGUCAAUGAGAGUCUUCAGUGGCCUUUGGGGAAGAUUCUUAAAGGAAUGGACUGAGCUUGCUCUGUUGUGAAAGUUAUCUUAAUUUCUUCAACUGUCACAAUUAAGGGCAAUUCUCAGAUAUAACUAAAAGGCAAGUUACAGAUUAAUGCACUAAGGAUGAAUCUGUGAGUGUUUAAUGCACCUCUGUAGAUUACAUUUCAAAUGAAAAUGUAUUGUUCCUAUUUUGGAAUGACAAGAAGGGUUUAAUAAUUAAUAUGUGACGUGUCUUGUUAUGUUAUGUACACUAAUAUACUUAUCUUUUUUCAAAUACCCCUUUAAAUAUUUUCUUAACCUAAAAUAUGGGAGCAGGGGUGUUGUUUGUGUCUGUAUUUGUGUUUAAAUAAAGUGUAUAAUUUUAAGAAUA